CUCGCCGAGGGGGAGUUUCGCACCUCCCGGGGCUGCCGGGACCUGGCGCGGGGGAUGCUCCGGUGCGGGGGUCCCCGGUGCCCCCCGGAGCUGCUGCUGGUGCUGCUGGUGGUCGUGGCCAGCGGCCGAGGAACCCGGGAAUGCCGGGAACGAGCCGUGUCCACCGCUGGAAUGUUGGAGCUGCGGCCGGAGAGGCACCAACAGGAGUGGACAGAGAUCCACUGGAGAGUGGACAGGAGUGCAGGGGCUCGGGAACGGAUCCUGACGGCCCGGAGAGACGGAAACGUCUCCUACACCAGAGGUUCUUUUCCUGGGAGAGCCGUUUUCCAGCCGGAGACCCUCUCCCUGAGGAUCUCCCCGGUUCGGAAGGAGGACAGUGGGGUCUAUAAGAUCGAGUUCGAGGAUCCAUCGGGCGCUGUCACCGUCCUGUCCUUCUGUGUGCGGGUGUGGGAUCCCAUUCCGUGGCCGGAGCUGCAGGCACGGACCCUUCACCGGGAGCAGGGCUGGUGCAACAUCUCCCUGUCCUGCUCCGUUCCCGCUCCUGGAAGCUUCUCCUACAGCUGGAAUUGCAGCGGGGAUCCCUCGGGAGCCCCCCCGGGGCUCCACCACGAGCCGCGGCUGCUCCAGCGGGUCCCUGUGGAUGCCGAUCCCACCCUCUGCCUCUGCAACGCGAGCAACCCCGUGAGCUGGGGCGUGGCCAGCGCCGACAUCGCCGGCAUCUGUCGCUCAGACCUUUCCCACCUCAUCCUGUGGCCUGCAGUGGCCUCGGCCGUGGCACUGACCCUGUUCCUGCUCGUCACCUGCUGCUGGUGGAGGAAGCGAAGGAAAAAAACCCCAGAAGCCCCCCCCGGACAAGUGGAGGAGCCCCUGACCAUCUACGAGGAGGUGGGAAGAGACAAAAGCAGCCAAGACCCCGAUGGGACCCUUGAGGCCCCCCAGGCCCCCAACACCGUGUACGCCGUGGUCUGUCCCCCAAAACAGCAGGAGGAACCCCGGUACCAGCGGCACCCUGGGAGCUGCACCAUCUACUCCGUGGUCCAGCCGGGCAGGAGGCCUCCUUCCCUGCGGAGGAAGAGGCUGGACCCCGCUCUGGUCUCCACCGCCUUCUUGGAGGAUAUGGGCGGUCUCAGGCCCUGGAGCCCCUCCUUGUGUGCCCCACACCUGACUCCUGCCGCUCUCCACCUCCCCUAAUUCCACAGCAAGACCUUCCCUUCCCUCCGGAGCUGUUUUUCCGGGAGCACCUGGAAAUUCCAGCGCCCUCUGGGAUCCCACCCGGGGGUUUCCUUGGGAUGGAAACCACCAGAAACACUAUUUUUGGGAAGGAUUCAACCCCCAGCUGCGGUUUGGAGGUUUGGAGGGAAGACUUUGGGAUGGAAAACUUGUCUCCAAACUGCGGGGAUGGAGUGGGGCUGGCGGGA
Molecule: messenger RNA, 1418 nt
Organism: Corapipo altera (White-ruffed manakin)
Lineage: Eukaryota; Metazoa; Chordata; Aves; Passeriformes; Pipridae
Product: natural killer cell receptor 2B4-like
Exons: 9
Coding region: 55-1191 (378 amino acids)
Biological process (GO): natural killer cell activation involved in immune response
Cellular component (GO): external side of plasma membrane
Molecular function (GO): MHC class I protein binding
Source: RefSeq, a predicted model, not a curated record